UAUUCGAGAAGGGAAACACAAGAGACUGAACUAAGAUUUAAAGGAGAGUCCAUAAUAAGUUUGCUCUCACCUAUUUCUGCGAUACUAAGGUUUUAUGUUUGUUCGCUGAGCAUUAAUUUAGUGCCGGUUGGAUUACUAAUAACCGGCCGGGUUAGAUUUUAAAGGGGUUGGGGAGGGGGUUAACAUGUCUAUCCAGUACGAGGCACCGCUGGCGGACAGCUACGGGGUGGCGGACUCGUUUCCCAAAGAUUUCGGAUAUGGAGAAGAAGAAGGAGACAUUGAGGACAGUCCUACUCCCUCCGACAGCAAACCAAGAAUCCUGCUAAUGGGACUGAGGAGGAGCGGAAAGUCCUCUAUCCAGAAGGUGGUGUUUCAUAAGAUGUCCCCCAACGAGACCCUGUUUCUCGAGAGCACCAACAAGAUCUAUAAAGAUGACAUCUCCAGCAGCUCUUUUGUCAACUUCCAGAUCUGGGACUUCCCUGGACAAGUGGACUUUUUUGAUCCAACCUUUGACUACGAGAUGAUUUUCAGAGGAACUGGGGCCUUGAUAUUUGUCAUCGACGCACAGGAUGACUAUGUGGAGGCCCUUGGUCGACUCCACCUCACAGUAUCACGCGCCUACAGGGUCAACCCAGAGAUCAACUUUGAAGUGUUUAUCCAUAAAGUAGAUGGCCUGUCUGAUGACCAUAAGAUCGAGACCCAGCGGGAUAUACACCAGAGGGCUAACGAUGACCUGGCAGAUGCCAGUUUAGAGAAACUACAUCUCAGUUUCUAUUUGACUAGUAUAUAUGAUCACUCCAUCUUUGAGGCCUUCAGUAAAGUUGUCCAGAAGCUCAUCCCUCAGCUUCCAACGCUGGAGAACCUUCUCAACAUCUUUAUAUCAAAUUCAGGGAUUGAGAAGGCCUUCCUGUUUGAUGUCGUCAGUAAGAUUUACAUCGCCACCGACAGUUCACCGGUGGACAUGCAGUCCUAUGAGCUUUGCUGCGACAUGAUCGAUGUGGUCAUCGACGUCUCCUGUAUUUACGGAUUAAAGGAGGAUGGCAGUGGCAGUGCAUAUGAUAAGGAGUCUAUGGCCAUCAUCAAACUCAACAACACCACAGUGCUCUACCUAAAAGAGGUCACCAAGUUCCUUGCCCUGGUCUGCAUCCUGAGAGAAGAGAGCUUUGAGCGCAAAGGAUUAAUAGACUACAAUUUCCACUGUUUCCGGAAAGCCAUUCAUGAGGUGUUCGAGGUUGGUGGUUCUACCUCAAGGACAAGCAACCAGCCAGCUGGCACCCCUCUCCUGAAGACUGUUACCUUAAACGGAACCCCCAGGAGCACUGUGUAGAUAGAUAGCGAUAAAGACAAUGAUGAAAGUGUGGAGAUGAUGGAUAAGGUAACAAAAGAGAGAGACUUCAGGAUGAGCCACAUUCUGAGUAUGCAGACCAUCAUUACUGCUCCCAAAUGCUUUAUAAGCAAGCGUUUGAAAGUCACUAAAAUAAACUUGCUGCAGUGGGUGGGGCAGAAAUGUUAUGUGGGUAUGCUUGCAAAGCUACAGAUGGAUGGAAGGGAAGAGGCACAAAAGAAGGUGGAACACUUUUUUUGUGACUAAAAGGCAUUAACAAACUGUUCCUCCAGAAAAGGCCGCAAACAUGUAACAGUGCAAGUCACUUAGGAAAAAAACAAAAGCACAGCAAAAAACCAGCCGUCCCGCCUGACGACUUGGAUGAAUGCUGUAUGAUAUGCUGCUGGUCACUUUCUGGUCACCAAGUUUAAAUGCAUAGCCGGUCUACUCCUCAACAUGUGAAUGUGGCAGACUUCUGUGAACAUUUCUGGGGCACGAAAUUUGAGUGUCCACUUCUGAAGCCUUAUGUAAAGGAGGCCUGUCUGAUGCAAGCCCCUAGUGCACACUUGGUCACCUAAACAGCCCAUGUAUUGUGUAUGAAAGAUUAGUAAAGGGAUUGAAAUUUGGUUUUGAA
This is a messenger RNA of Carassius gibelio (silver crucian carp), 1958 nucleotides long. It is a transcript of the gene rragca, whose product is annotated as Ras-related GTP binding Ca. The transcript has 7 exons. Gene Ontology annotation, cellular component: Gtr1-Gtr2 GTPase complex; lysosome; nucleus. Gene Ontology annotation, molecular function: GTP binding; GTPase activity. Bases 185 to 1327 code for a protein of 380 amino acids. Gene Ontology annotation, biological process: positive regulation of TOR signaling; cellular response to starvation; cellular response to amino acid stimulus. The record is from RefSeq and is a predicted model, not a curated record. NCBI's taxonomy places the organism in Eukaryota, Metazoa, Chordata, Actinopteri, Cypriniformes, Cyprinidae.